Dipodomys ordii (Ord's kangaroo rat) is the source of this 1080-nucleotide messenger RNA. RefSeq names its product transmembrane protein 151A (gene Tmem151a). Bases 1 to 1080 code for a protein of 359 amino acids. Lineage: Eukaryota; Metazoa; Chordata; Mammalia; Rodentia; Heteromyidae. The transcript has 2 exons. The record is from RefSeq and is a predicted model, not a curated record.
AUGGCUAGCAACGAGCGGCUCAGUGCCUCGGGUCCUGUUGACCCCAGUUUCCGCGGGGCACCAGGUCCUCCAGCGGGCCCCGUCCUCACCGCGGUCCCCUCUCUCUGCCACCCCCUGCAGCAGCGGCCCCUGAAGCCGACCCUGGGGAGCUCCCUGUGCCGCGAGUCGCACUGGAAGUGCCUGCUGCUCACGCUGCUCAUCCACGCCUGCGGGGCCGUGGUGGCCUGGUGCCGCCUGACCACCGUGCCGCGGCUGGUGCUGGGCCCUGAGGCGGCCUUGGCGCGCGGGGCCGGGGGCCCACCCCCCACCUACCCGGCCAGCCCCUGCUCCGAUGGCUACCUGUACAUCCCGCUGGCCUUCGUCUCCCUCCUCUACCUCCUCUACCUGGCCGAGUGCUGGCACUGCCACGUGCGGUCGUGCCAGGCGCCGCGCACCGACGCGGGCACGGUGCUGGCGCUGAUCCGCCGGCUGCAGCAGGCGCCGCCGUGCGUGUGGUGGAAGGCCACGAGCUACCACUACGUGCGGCGCACGCGCCAGAUCACGCGCUACCGCAACGGCGACGCCUACACUACCACGCAGGUGUACCACGAGCGCGCCGACAGCCGCACGGCGCGCGGCGAGUUCGACUACUCGGCGCACGGCGUCCGCGACGUGUCCAAGGAGCUGGUGGGGCUGGCGGAGCACGCGGCCACGCGGCUGCGCUUCACCAAGUGCUUCAGCUUCGGCAGCGCCGAGGCCGAGGCGUCGUACCUCACGCAGCGCGCGCGCUUCUUCGGCGCCCACGAGGGCCUGGACGACUACCUGGAGGCGCGCGAGGGCAUGCACCUGAAGGACGUGGACUUCCGCGAGUCGCUGCUGGUCUUCGCCGACCCGCGCCGGCCGCCGUGGUACGCGCGCGCCUGGGUCUUCUGGCUCGUGCCGGGCGUCUUCCGCAGCCUGAGUGGGGGCCCGCUGGGCCGCCGCGGGGAGGACACGGAGCCCCUGGAAAGCCCCCCGUGCUACGAGGACGCCCUCUACUUCCCCGUGCUCAUCGUCCACGGGGACAGCGGCUGCCGGGGGGACGGGCAGGGCGCGCGCUGA